CCCCUCGCUCCUCCCCGCCGGCAGGGGGUGGCAGGUGGGCGGGGCUCGCUGCGAGCGGUGGAAGGACGGCGGGUCGCGGAUAGACGGACCGAGCCGCCGGCCGCCGCGCCCCCCUCGACCCCCCCCCCCCCCCCGACAUGGCGGCCGCCGUCGCGGGGCUCCGCGCCUCCUACCACCGCCUGCUUGACCGCAUCGAGCUCAAGCUGCCGCCGCGGUUCCGGCCGUUUUACAACCACCCGGCAGGUCCUAAAACAGUGUUUUUCUGGGCACCUAUUAUGAAAUGGGGUUUGGUAUGUGCCGGCAUGGCUGAUAUGACCAGACCAGCAGAGAAGCUCAGCACAGCACAGUCCGCGGUACUAAUGGCCACAGGCCUUAUUUGGUCAAGGUACUCUCUAGUUAUUAUUCCUAAAAACUGGAGUCUGUUUGCUGUGAACUUCUUUGUUGGCUGUGCUGGCGGCUCUCAACUCUUCCGAAUAUGGAGGUAUAAUCAGGAGCUAAAAGCAAAACAACAUGAGCAGCUGCAGCAAAGAGAUGCUUAACCCAACAGGUCAAAUCCAACAACGCACAAACCCUUCCCCACGGGACCUAGCUUCACUAAUUUUAAUGGUUUUUUUCCUCUGAGAAAAUGAAAGAGGAAAUCUAAAUGUCUAGAGAGCAAGUGUUUUCUAAGUGCAAAUAACAAAGUAUCUCCAUACAUUUAAAUAAAGUGCAACCUUUUAAAUUGAAGUAAAA
Messenger RNA from Tyto alba (common barn owl), 732 nucleotides. It is a transcript of the gene MPC2, whose product is annotated as mitochondrial pyruvate carrier 2. The record is from RefSeq and is a predicted model, not a curated record. NCBI's taxonomy places the organism in Eukaryota, Metazoa, Chordata, Aves, Strigiformes, Tytonidae. Gene Ontology annotation, biological process: pyruvate import into mitochondria. The transcript has 5 exons. Bases 138 to 539 code for a protein of 133 amino acids. Gene Ontology annotation, molecular function: pyruvate transmembrane transporter activity. Gene Ontology annotation, cellular component: mitochondrial inner membrane.